This is a messenger RNA of Jaculus jaculus (lesser Egyptian jerboa), 1472 nucleotides long. RefSeq names its product coiled-coil-helix-coiled-coil-helix domain containing 3 (gene Chchd3). Gene Ontology annotation, cellular component: mitochondrion; MICOS complex. The coding region runs from base 144 to 842 and encodes 232 amino acids. The record is from RefSeq and is a predicted model, not a curated record. Gene Ontology annotation, biological process: inner mitochondrial membrane organization. The transcript has 9 exons. Lineage: Eukaryota; Metazoa; Chordata; Mammalia; Rodentia; Dipodidae.
UCCUUGCCGCUCGGGGUCGUGGCCUUGCUCCUGCGGGUCGAGGGAAGUGUCCCGGGUGGUUCCAGGUGCGCGUGGCGCCCGCCCCCGGAGAGCUCGGGGAUCCGCGCUAAAGGACUCUGCCCGAGACAGGAGAAGCGGGAGCCAUGGGCGGGACCGCCAGCACCCGCCGGGUCACCUUCGAGGCGGACGAGAACGAGAACAUCACCGUGGUGAAGGGCAUCCGGCUUUCAGAAAAUGUGAUUGAUCGAAUGAAGGAAUCCUCUCCAUCAGGUUUGAAGUCUCAGCGGCAUUCCAGUAUCUAUGGUGCUUCAGUUUCUGAUGAUGAAUUGAAAAGAAGAGUUGCUGAGGAGCUGGCCUUGGAGCAAGCCAAAAAGGAGACGGAAAGUCAAAGGCGCCUAAAACAAGCCAAGGACCUGGAACGAGAUAGGGCUGCAGCCAACGAGCAGUUAACCAGAGCCAUCCUUCGGGAACGGAUAUCCAGUGAGGAAGAGCGCUCCAAGGCAAAGCAUCUGGAUAUUGAAGACAAAGCGAGGCAACUGGAAGAGAAAGACCGGAUGAUCAAAAAACAGGACGCAUUCUACAAGGAGCAGCUGGCUAGACUGGAGGAGAGGAGCUCAGAGUUCUACAAAGUCACCACCGAGCAGUAUCAGAAAGCUGCUGAAGAGGUAGAGGCAAAGUUCAAGAGAUUUCAGUAUCAUCCGGUCUGUGCGGAUCUGCAGGCCAAAAUCCUCCAGUGUUACCGCCAGAACACCCACCAGACCCUCAGCUGCUCUGCUCUGGCCAGCCAGUACAUGCACUGCGUCAACCAUGCCAAGCAGAGCAUGCUGGAGAAGGGAGGAUAAAGUGAACAUUCAAUACACAAAACUCCUUCCACGUUCAUUCCAGAGAUGGAACAUUUUCUUUCCUCUUAAGAAAGUAACCCAGUGAAAGCGAAGACCACUGAACACAAGCACCAGAGAGUGGACACGACAGGAUCGAAUCACGUUGAAAUCAGCAACAGCGGGAAAAGCCAAAGGCCAGCCCAGGAGCAGCCCUCACGGACAAGGCUGGGGUGCCGCGCCCCGCCCGCCAUGAGAGCAGAGAAGGACCAGCCCUCUGUCCAACCCGCACUGUCCCCCCAAUCCCCUCUAACAAAGCCAGGGGUGGGUGGGGAGACUAACUUAUUUCUAAUGAAGGAACAAGAAAAAGCACAGCUUCGGGUGGGGGCAACCGUACUGAGUGGAAUUGUCUAGGCUGUGGCUUUUUUUUCUUUGAUUAUAUAAGAUCAACUUCAUUUUAACUUAUUAUGGUGAUCAUGCAAGUGAGAAGAAAAGAAGGAGAGAAAAUGUACCUUUUCCUGGAAUAAUGUUUAUGAUUACAAGAAAGAGAAGGCACUUUUGUCAAUAUAAAGACAACCUUGGCUUAUGCAACCUCUGUACUGAAUACUGACAGCUUCACUCACUAUCAGUAAUAAAUCUAUUUUCUGACAAAGA